Molecule: messenger RNA, 987 nt
Organism: Schistosoma guineensis
Lineage: Eukaryota; Metazoa; Platyhelminthes; Trematoda; Strigeidida; Schistosomatidae
Source: the annotation of a GenBank genome assembly
AAUUUGAUCGUUCAAGGUCGCAAAGACGAGUUAUGUCUAGCUUGGGAAUGACGCACUUUACCACUGUGUGCUUUACUUCAUUUGUUCGUCUAUGUGCCAUAGUCUAUGCUUAGAAUUCUUUUUCAAGGCACAAUACUUCAUGUUAUUCAGAUUACCAUAAUAUCUACAUAUACGGUGGAGUGUAUCAAAGUGAUAACUGAAUAAACCUAAUGAGAUGGAGUAUUUAUUCCCUGUAUCGAUGCAGUGUUCAUAUUCGGACGCACCUAGCUCCAUAAUUUUUCAUGAGACCCAAAAGUAUCCUGAAAGUGUAUCGUCACUCAUCACAACGCUCUUGCUCAACAUUGCAAAUGAGGCUGUAACGCGGCAGUUACGCACAAUUUUUAUCCGAAAAGAGGCUAUUUUAAAAUAUGAUUUCGUUCACGUUCAUGGUUGCAGUAAACUCGUUACAUCUAAUUGGGAUAAUGUCCAUUUUGUAUACCUACCUUCUGAAGAUGCAUUAAUACAUUGGUUUUCACAUGUUCAUAUGGGAAGAGGAUUUGCUGACGUUAUUAUUGUUGAAGGACUGGAUCAGUUCGUGGAAAAUGAUAAUGACGCAUCAUAUAUCAUUAGAUUAACUAACCUACUAGAAGAUACUCGACAAUUUAUCCAUAGUUUUACGAAAGAGACUGAGCACGGUCAUAACUGUAAACUAAUAGUGUCUUCCAGUCUAAAGAGUUCUCAUACAUCCAAAAAAUCUGAUCUUGCACAAUAUCAUCGCGAUACGCUUCCAGCACAUGCUAUGAUUAGAACGUUUUUUUUGCAGGGAGGAAAUGGGAGUGAUUUAUUUGACUUGUACUCAGUUGAGGAUAAUUGGAAGUUGAAUUUAAGAAGACAAUAUGAUGAAGUUUUCUGGACAACAAACCAAUAAAUUUUCAAUGGAUAGACAGAAACUUGCUUGGUUGUAAAUAAUCAUUUUUCUAUUUUUAAAUAGAAAGUCGUUUUUAUUGA